GCCACAGUCGCCUGGCCCCAUUACCGCAAAAAGUUGCCUCAAAAGCCCCCCAGACGCCGCCCGUGACCCACCGCCUACACCGCACGCGUUCCCUUUGCUUCGUACGCCAUGGCCGACUUCUUCGACACAAUCGCCGACGUGGGCAGCGAGGAGGAAGAGGACGACGACUUUGACGGCGACACGGCCGACGCGGGCUCGCCCCGCGCCAAAAAGUCCAACGGCGCAAAUGGCAUCGACGAUUCCAGCGAGGAGGAAGACGACGACGACGAGGACCGACUGCGACAGGAAGGCGAGGGCUUCAUCGCCGAUGAAGACGAGGAGGAAGAGGACGAGGCGGCAGAGCGCCGGCGCCGGCGCAAGAAGAAGAGAAAGAACCGAGAAGCCGAAGAGGCCCUCGACGACGAAGAUCUGGAUCUGAUUGGCGUUGAAGUCGAGCGCCCGGCGGAAGAACAGUCGAGAUUCAAGCGCCUCAAGCGCGGCCACAAGGAGCGCGUCAAGUCUCGGGGUGUCGACGACAUCUUCUCCGACGACGAAGUCAAUGAAGACUACGACGAGCCGCGGGCCCGAUUGGGCGACGAGUUCGACGACUUCAUCGAGGACGACAAGUUUGAGGACGAAAUCGAAGACGACCGCGACGUCACACAACCAGGCAUCAACCUGAUCACCAAGGGUCUGCAAGCUGCCGGGCUCGACGAGGGCGCCGAGGAAGACUACAGAGCUGCAUUUGGCGAUGGCACAGACUACGACUGGGCGCUGGAAAUGCAGGAGGCAGAAGAGGACGAGCAAGCCGGCGAGGGUCGCGAACUGCAGCUCAAGGACGUCUUCGAACCAUCGCAGCUCCAGGAGCGCAUGUUGACAGACGAAGACAACAUCAUCCGCGAGACCGACAUUCCGGAGCGCCUGCAGCUGGCCCGAAGAUCGUUCAAGGAGAUUGAGCUCACGCCAGAGGACAUGCAGGCCCGUCUGACUGAGGAGGCAACCUGGAUCAGCAACAUGCUGUGGCCCAAGAAGGGUCUCCCAAGAUACUUUUUGCAGCCUUUCGAAAAGGCUGUACGAAAAGUUCUCGAGUUCAUCAACCUCGAGGAUUACGAAGUCCCCUUCAUCUUCAACCACCGAAAAGACUACCUCAUUCAUGCGCCGAGCGACAAUGACUACGACGACAUCAACAACCCGCCGCCCAUGGACGCUCGACCAGAGCGCUUGCUCAACCAAGCCGAUCUGUGGGAGGUCUUCGACUUUGACCUCAAGUUCAGAGCUUUUGCUGAAAAACGCGAUGCUCUCCGACUAAACUAUGAGAAUUUGAAGACCAUCCACCCCGAAAUCACCGACACUGAAAUUGAGGAGUUGUCCUCCAGGGCCAUUACAAUCGAGGAAAUCCAAGAGCUCCAAGACUACCUGCAUUACCGAUACUCGCAAGAAAUUAGCGAAGUCCGACAAGAGGUCAACGGAACACAGAAGCGUGCCAACAAUGCCCGGAGCUUUUUCGACAAGCUGCGAAGUAGCAAGGCGAAUCAACUUGUCAGGGCUGUUGGCAUUACGCCUGAAGACUUUGCGAAGAAGGUCGACGGGACAAGCCGAAGCGCGCAUACCAUUGAAGAUCCACCGUUCAGGGUUGAGGAGCUUGCCGAUCAGCUCGCCGAAGCCCCAGAAACUGGCGCUACUCUUUUGCGGUCCACAAAGCUGCUGUUCGUCCAAGAUCUACUCAUGUGCUCGCGGUUGCGCCGAUACUUGCGUGGUAGCUUCUACCAGAAUGCCGAGAUUGACUGUAUUCGCACCGACAAGGGCAUGCGGAAAAUCACCGAGGACCACCCCUACUAUGAGUUCAAAUAUCUGCGCAGGGUUACAUUCUCAGACCUUCAGGGUCGGCCGGAUCUCUUCCUGAAGAUGCUCAAGGCCGAGUCGGAAGGCCUCGUGCAAGUCAAGAUUUCCAUGGGCAACUACCAAAACUUCAAGACGCGCAUGCAAGAGAAGAUUGUCUCUGAUGGUGUCAGUGAGGUUUCCGACACAUGGAACGCGCUCCGCAGGGAGCUGCUCAGCACGGCACUGGACAAGCUUCAAACCGUCAUUGCAAAUGGUGUCAAGGAGACUCUGCGCGCCCGGUGCGAAGAUGAACUUGCCGCCUCGGCAAGAGAAAACUACUACAACAAGCUUGACCAAGCGCCCUACAAGCUGAAGAGCGCUCCGCUUGGGUCAAUUCCCAACGUCCUCUGCUUGUCCAACGGCAAGGGCCAGCGUGGAGACGCCAUCAUGUGGGCUUACGUCGAGAAUGACGGUCGGGUCCUGGAACAGGGUCGACUAGUCGAUAUGCGCCUGGGUAAUGCUGAACGCGGCAUUCCCGAAGGCCAAGAUAUUGAAAAGUUGGUCGAUGUCAUCCAGCGCCGACGUCCCGAUGUGAUUGGUGUCAGUGGCUUCUCGGUUGAAACCCGCAAGUUGUACAAGGACAUUCAAGAGAUCAUCAGCCAGCGCGGCUUGACCGGUCCUGCAUACGAAGACGAGGACACUGGCGAAGAGAGGAAUGAACCCCUGGAGGUGAUCAUGGUUAAUGACGAGGUUGCUCGUCUAUACCACACCAGUGCCCGUGCAGCGGCAGAGUUCCCCAAGUACCCUGCGCUUACAAGGUACUGCAUUGCUCUAGGAAGAUAUCUGCAAAACCCACUCGCCGAGUACGCCUCUCUCGGUCGCGACAUUGUUUCCAUACCCUUUAUACCGAACCAGACCUUGAUACCCCAAGAGAAGCUUUUGGACCGGCUGGAGACUGCCAUGGUUGAUAUGGUCAACCUCGUUGGUAUCGACUUGCCAGAGACGUACGACGACAAGUACCUGUCGAAACUGAUACCCUACGUAUGCGGUCUAGGACCUCGCAAGGCCGACAGGCUGGUCAAGGCCAUCCAAGCCAACAGCGAUGAGAUCCUUUCGCGUUUCGAUCUUCUCGGUGUGUCCGAGUCCCGCGACCUCAAGGCGGCCAUGGGUCCCAAGGUCUUCCAAAACUGUGCCAGUUUCCUGUACAUCCCCUACGACCCGACUGAAGAGUCAUCCGAUUACCUCGACUACACCCGUGUGCACCCCGAAGACUACGAUCUUGCGCGGAAAAUGGUUGCAGAUGCAUUGAACAUGGACGAGGAGGAUGUCAAAGCAGAGACCGACGAGGGCGGCCCCAGCGCCGUUGUCAGGAAAAUGGUGCGGGAGGAAACCACUGAUUUGGUCAACGAUUUGGCCCUGGAGGAUUACGCAGCGGAGAUUGAGAGGAAUUUCGGACAGCGCAAGCGUGCGACCCUCGAGACGAUUCGCGCCGAACUGGACAAUCCCUACGAAGAAAUCCGACAGAUUUUUGCGCUCUUGUCUGGUGACGAGAUGUUCACUAUGCUGACUGGUGAGACCAAGGAGUCUCUCUACGAAGGCAUGGUUGUUCCCGUUACCAUCAAGCGCACAUUCCUAGACCACAUUGAGGUCAAGCUCGAGUGCGGAAUCGAAGGUGGCGUCUCAGAAUCAGAGUUUCCAGAAGGUGUUGGCAGUGGCGGACAGGAGCCUCGCCACGUCUACUCCAGCCACCAGAUUGUGCGCGCGCGUAUCGUUUAUCUCAACCGGAAAGCUCUUACUGCACAGUUGUCUCUCCGAGACGAUCUCAUCCGGCAACCGCAGAAGAAGCCUUACGACCGUGCAGCUGGUGAGUGGGACGAAGCACAGGAAGCGCUGGACAAGAAGGCUGCCGAGAAAGAAAAGGAAGUUGCAACCGGUCGACCCAACCGUGUCGUCAACCAUCCUCUCUUCUUCUCUUUCAACACGAUUCAAGCAGAAGAGUAUCUUGGUGGUAAGGAGACUGGUGAUUUGGUCAUUCGUCCCUCUUCCAAGGGUUUUGACCAUUUGGUCGUAACAUGGAAGGUUUCCAACAACGCCUACCAACAUCUCGACGUGCUUGAGAUGAACAAGCCUAACCAGUUCUCACUGGGCAAGCAGCUCAAGAUUGGAAAGCACACAUACUCGGAUCUGGAUGAAUUGAUUGUCAACCAUGUCGAGGCCAUGGCACGCAAGGUUAUGGAGCUCACCCGAGACGAACGAUUCCAACCCGGUACUCGGGAAGAUACUGAAAAAUGGCUACAAAACUACUGCGAGGCCAACCCCUCGCGCUCCAGGUACGCCUUCUGCAGCAUGCCAAAGUACCCCGGUUACUUCUGGAUCUGCUUCCAGAUGAGCGCCAAGGGACCAAAGGGCGCAUGGCCCAUCAAAGUCAUACCCAAUGCGUUUGAACUGCAGAAACAUGUUUACCCCGAUAUGGUUGCGUUGAAGAACGGAUUCAAGAUGUUGGUUAGUGCGGCGGCUAGCAAGGGAUCCGUUAGGCGGUAGAAGAUGUUCGGUCCACAGGUGAAACAGUGUGUUUAUGUGCGGGAGGGGGCUUAUCAAGAAUAAUCUGUAUACCUAGUUUCUCGUUUUGGUUUCCCGCUUUUUCCUUUUUUUCUGUUUCUACCCGACCUCCCCACACAGCACCUUUCUCCCGUGCUGCGAAAAGUUCAUCCUGGGGGACUAAAGAAUCUUUAUAUUUUGACUGGUUUCAUUGGCGACACGCACACCUAAAAGAGAUACUAACACAUCAC
Molecule: messenger RNA, 4589 nt
Organism: Exserohilum turcica Et28A
Lineage: Eukaryota; Fungi; Ascomycota; Dothideomycetes; Pleosporales; Pleosporaceae
Exons: 4
Coding region: 109-4341 (1410 amino acids)
Biological process (GO): transcription elongation-coupled chromatin remodeling; mRNA transcription by RNA polymerase II; positive regulation of transcription elongation by RNA polymerase II
Cellular component (GO): transcription elongation factor complex
Molecular function (GO): nucleosome binding; histone binding; DNA binding
Source: RefSeq, a predicted model, not a curated record